Messenger RNA from Lasiosphaeria miniovina, 537 nucleotides. Its product is annotated as ankyrin repeat-containing domain protein. Gene Ontology annotation, molecular function: protein binding. The transcript is spliced from 2 exons. The annotation marks the transcript as partial. Lineage: Eukaryota; Fungi; Ascomycota; Sordariomycetes; Sordariales; Lasiosphaeriaceae. The record is from RefSeq and is a predicted model, not a curated record.
AUGGCAGCGGCUAGUGGACACGCUGGAGUCAUCGAUAAGCUAGUCAGAAUGGGGGCCUCCGUUCAGGCAAAAACUCAAGAAGCUGAGACGCCGUUACACCUUGCCGCAAUUAGCCCCAACGCGUUGGAUGAUCGCAAAGAGAGCCCUCUGCACUACGCCGGCGGUCACGGACAUGCAAGCGCGGCUGAGAUACUGAUACAAUUUGGCGCCAAUCUCGAAGCAAUGAACCACGAGGGCAAGACGCCGCUCAGCCUAGCCGCGCAGCAUGGAGAGGAAGAAACGGUGGGUGUCUUGCUUCGACACAACGCAGACGUAAAUGCAAUGGGUAUAAGAGGUCAAACACCUCUGUGCCUCGCCAUUGGCAACGCAAAUUUGGAAACCGUCAACGCACUCCUCGCGGCGGGGGCGGACGUCAACGCAACCGACUCCGAGAGCCAGAGUCCGCUCCACAUAGCUGCUACGCGCGACAUUGAGGACGGAUAUGAAAUAGCCAAGCUUCUGCUCGAGGCUGGGGCUGAUAUGGAAGUACAGAACAAG